AUGGCCAACUCCUCGACUUCCCCAACCAACAGCCCUUCUCCUGCCUCUACCAAUGUCGUUCCAGCCGUGGCGAUGUCAACGGCCUCGGCCUCAACGGCUCCGUCAGCGACUGGCGCCGCGCAGCCGUUCCACACGGCUUCGCUGUAUGUCGGAGACAUUCAUCCGGACGUGACGGAGGCAUUGCUAUUUGAAAUUUUUAAUGCUGUGGGACCUGUUGCCAGUAUUCGUGUGUGCCGAGACGCAGUGACCCGUCGCUCGCUGGGCUACGCUUACGUGAACUUUCACAAUGUAGCAGACGCUGAGCGCGCACUGGACACGAUGAAUUUUACAAGCAUUAAGGGCGUGCCAUGUCGUAUUAUGUGGUCGCAGCGUGACCCAUCGCUGCGCAAGUCAGGCGUGGGCAAUAUUUUUGUCAAGAAUCUGGAUACGUCCAUUGAUAACAAGGCGCUGUAUGAUACAUUCUCUUUGUUUGGCAAUAUUCUCAGCUGCAAAGUUGCAAUUGAUCACACGACGGGCAACAGCAAGGGAUACGGCUAUGUGCAUUAUGAGACGGCAGAGGCCGCUACGGAGGCUAUUGCAAAGAUCAACGGUAUGCUUAUUGCAGGCACUGAGGUUUUCGUAGGCCACUUUCAGAAGCGUCAGGAUCGUCCGGACAUUGACGAAUGGACCAAUUGCUAUGUGAAGAACAUUCCCACCCAGUGGACGGAUGCUGACCUAUUUAAGGAGUUUGAGCCGUUUGGCAAUGUUCUUAGCGCUGUUGUGAUGAAGGACAAUGCGAACCCGGACCAAAACCGUGGGUUUGGUUUUGUAAAUUAUGAGGACUCAGAUGCCGCCCACCGGGCCGUGGACGCUCUGAAUGGCAAGGCGUAUCCGACUGGUGAGGGUAUGGAGACGGAGAUUUACGUUGGCAAGGCUCAGAAGCGCUCGGAGCGUGAGCGUGAGCUGCGCAACAAGUUUGAGCAGCUUAAGAUUGAGCGCAUUAACAAAUAUCAGGGCGUCAAUUUGUACGUAAAGAACCUGGAUGACCAGCUAAGCGACGACGAGCUGCGUGAGGCUUUUACAGAAUGCGGCGUUAUUACAUCGUCGCGUGUGAUGCGCGAUCCUAACGGAAAUUCUCGCGGUUUUGGCUUUGUGUGCUUUUCGACUCCCGAAGAGGCGAACAAAGCUGUCGCCGAGAUGAACGGCAAGCUGAUCUCUGGCAAACCUGUUUAUGUGGCUCUUGCUCAACGGAAAGAGGUGCGUCGUGCUCAGCUAGAGGCCCAGCACGCUCAGCAGCGUGCUGGUAUGGCAAUGGGCCGCGGCAUGCCGAUGGGCCAGCCACCCAUGUACGGAGCUGCUCCAAUGUUUUACGGGCAGCCUGGUCAGAUGCCGCCACAGGCUCGCCAGGGCUUUAUGUACCCGCAGCAGAUGAUGCCGCGUGGUGUCCAGCGUGGACCGAUCCCGUACGGUGCCCGCGUGCCUGGUGCUCCAGCUCCGGGUGGCUACCCAAUGCCUGGUUAUGGCAUGCCCAUGCAACAGCAGCGUGGCCAGCCGCGUCGUGGCCGCCAAGGACCUGGUCCGCAGGGACCCCAGGGCGCACCUGCUAAUCGCCGCAACUUCAAGUACACGGCUAACGCUCGCAAUCACCCGGCUCGUGACAUGCCACCUCAGGGUGUGAUGCCGCCUCCCGCUCCCGUACAGAAUGCUGGUCCAGAACCGCUAACGUCGGCUGCUCUGGCCGCAGCUUCACCGGAGAUUCAGAAGAACAUGAUUGGUGAGCGUCUGUAUCCGCUCAUCCACCGCCAGCAGCCUGAGCUAGCUGGCAAGAUCACGGGUAUGCUGCUGGAGAUGGACAACGGCGAGCUGCUGCAUCUGUUGGAGAGUCCGGAGGCUCUGGAGGCUAAGAUUCAGGAGGCUUUGGCUGUGCUGGAAGCCCAUCAGGGCUAA
Molecule: messenger RNA, 1926 nt
Organism: Peronospora belbahrii
Lineage: Eukaryota; Oomycota; Peronosporomycetes; Peronosporales; Peronosporaceae
Source: the annotation of a GenBank genome assembly